CCCAGCACACUGUCUGACAACACUACCGCGCGUGGAGGAAAAAACGUGCGUGAUUUAGAUUACAUUACACUAAGAUUUUACAAAUUAUUAAUAAGUUCCCGAGUAUUUUUUCGACUCAAUUAAGUGAAACGCGAUGUGGCCGCGAUUUGGCAUCAAGAUUGGUAACAGCACCCUGUGCAUUGCUUACGUAAAGGCCGAUGGCAAGGCUGAAGUCAUUGCGAACAAGCAGGGCGAUCGUGUCUCGCAAGCGUGUUUGCUGUGGGAUGGCGACUCCGAGAUUGAGUGUGGUCUGACGGCCAAACAGAAGAUGGCCACACGGCCCAAACAGGCGGUGGCACACAGCUUCCAGCUGCUACAGCCCAAAGAGCACUUGACCGAGGAGAUUUUUGCCAAUGCCCUGAAGGGUAUUCCCUGCGAGUUUGACAAGGAGGAGCUCGUGUUCCGAAUGGAGCACGCGGUGCCCUCUGAUAAGGAAGACCAAGACGACAAAAUUGUGACCAAGGAGCUGAGUGCCUACCAGGUCACGAUGGAGCUGCUGCGCGCCGAACUGGAGUUGGCCCAUCAAUACCAUACGGAUGCGGAUCAGGCUCCCAUUGCCGUGCUAUCCAUACCCAGCUACUAUCCCGCAGAGGCCUUCAAGCUGCUCUCAGACGCUGCCGAAACUGCCGGCUUCCACGUGGCUCAGAUUAUAGCCGAGCCCACGGCGGCCGUCUUGGGCUACAACAUUGGCGAGGAUGAGCUGGCGACGCGCCAGCAUGUUCUGACCAUUAAGUGCGGUGGCUUGUAUAGCGAUUUCGCCCUGUAUGCCGUGCAAAAUGGUUUCUUCAUCGAGCUGGCCACCUUCGGGCCGUUCGCCAUCGGUGGCCGCCAGUUCACCGAGGCCCUGGUGCAGUUCAUUUGUGACGAGUUCAAAAGGAAGUACAAACUGGAUCCGCACGAGUCGCGUCGGUCGCUGGCCAAAAUCCGCACAGCAGCUGCCAACUGCAAGCACACCCUGACAACGAUGCCCUCCACUCAGCUGUACAUCGACUCCCUGAUGGACGGCGUGGACUUCAACGCCCAGAUGUCGCGUGCUCGCUUCGAGAGUCUCAUCCAGCCGGUGAUCAACAGCCUAAUGCAGCAGCUGGCCGAAUGCAUCGAACAGGCCCAGCAAAAGCGCCCAGAGCUGAAGCGCGUCGACCACAUUGUCCUGCUCGGCGCCACCAUGCAGAUCCCUAAGCUCCAGGCGGCUGUCGCCUCGCGAUUCCCCGAUGCCAAGCUCCACAACAGCCACUCGGCCGACGAAGUGGUGGCCAUUGGUUGUGCCCGUCAGGCUGUCUGCCUGCUUGAUCCCCUCGAGCAGCAGCUGCACAAGGCCGACGACUGUGUGCUCGUCGAGGAUGAUCUGUACAUUUGGCACGGCGACGACGAGGCGAAUGCCACACUGGUGCUGGGUAAGGGCAGCGUAUUGCCACAAAAAAUCAGAAUAACCCUGCCACAGUCGGGCGAGGCUGGCGAUGGCCCCAAUGAGUUGUCGCUGUUCAAGAUACGGACUGGAGACAAGGAGAUAUUGGCUAGUUUGCCCGGCACAGCGGCCGCAGAGAACGGACUGUUUCAACUGGAGGUGGAGGUCAACUUUAAUGACAAGGACGGCAAUGUGGUGCCGCAGGUGCGGCUGAGUUGUAUGUGAGAGGGAGAGAGAAGAGAGCUCACGGGCAAGCGUUUAGUCUAUUUAUUGUUGGUAGCCUAAUCAUAAUAAUACAUUAAUAAAAGUAACAUCAAAAGCCGCAAUC
Messenger RNA from Drosophila obscura, 1772 nucleotides. Its product is annotated as heat shock 70 kDa protein 14. Lineage: Eukaryota; Metazoa; Arthropoda; Insecta; Diptera; Drosophilidae. The transcript has a single exon. Gene Ontology annotation, molecular function: ATP binding; ATP-dependent protein folding chaperone. Bases 134 to 1669 code for a protein of 511 amino acids. Gene Ontology annotation, biological process: protein folding. The record is from RefSeq and is a predicted model, not a curated record. Gene Ontology annotation, cellular component: cytosol; nucleus.